Molecule: messenger RNA, 687 nt
Organism: Striga asiatica
Lineage: Eukaryota; Viridiplantae; Streptophyta; Magnoliopsida; Lamiales; Orobanchaceae
Source: the annotation of a GenBank genome assembly
ACAAACAUCACCUGAGGAUUUAAUGCUCUAAGAGAGCUUCAUCAAGAAUGAACACCGAUUGGACUUUCUGCAGUUGUUCAUGGAUAUGGGAGGAGGACAUUAUAUUCAAGAACGAGUGCAAUAAUUCUGAGUGGACCACAGAAGAGGAUAAAGAAUUCGAGAUUGCUCUUAAACUCUACAACAGCAAUCCCGCCCGUUGGGAAAGAAUCGUGUCGACAAUUCCGGGAAGUACAAUUCGAGAGGUGAGACUUCACUAUGAAGAAGAACUAACCGAGAAUGUCCUAAAAAUCGAGCCAAACAUCAACCAUGACGAUCACAAGCAAGAAAUGAAACUGUCGAGAAGUGUGGACAAAGAGGAGGAAUAUAGAAGGCUGGAUUCGACAAGUGUGGAUGGCAAAAUCGACAUAGGAAAACAGUUGGAUAACCGGUCACCGGUAGAAGAGGUUGUUUCUGGUUUGUCUAACAUUGGGUCUACAUUGCCUGAGAUGGUGGAUGAUCCGGAUGUGUUUGUGUUGCCCCAUUAUUUAGAUUAAAUUUUGUGGUAUAUUUAUGUCUUGCUUGGCUAAAUUUGGUCUUUUGAUUGGAACUUUUCCUUUCUCAAUUUUUAUUCUUUUUGGGGUUUGUGUUUGUCUUGCCCUAUUAUUUGGAUUGAAUUUGUGAUAUAAAAUUAUCUAUGUAUAUCUUGAC